CUCUGUUUUUCCAAGCAGGUUGUUUAUGAUCAGGUGAUCCCUUUAACAAACACGGUCUGGCUAAAAUGUCCGCAUUAAAAAAAGAAUUUUUACAGCGUUGAAUCACAAUCCAGCAGCCCGCAGCCGCCGAGCCUCCAGCGGACCCCCGGACUCCCUCUCGGCGGACUCAGGAUGUCUUUCCCCGGCUCGUUCGGCUCGCAGCUCGCUGCCAUCAUGGACGUCUUAGCCAAAGCCGCUGUGGCAGAGAUCACCAAGCUGGUGGAGGACGGGGGGCUGGUGCUGAGGAAGGAGAUCUGUCGGAGGGACGGCGAGAUCCAGGAGCUCAGGAGGAGUCUGAAAGUGAUGGAGGAGGAGCUGUGCAAAGCUCAGGAGGCCAUCCUCCACAAAGAUAAAGUAGAUCGGGAGACAAACACCAUGUAUUUCGAACAAAGAAGCGCUGAUUCGCUGUGGCAGCCUCCGGAUGGAGCAAACGAGAGCCUCAACAUCCGGCUGGUGGUGAAACCUGAGCCCACAGAUGAGGCCGCCGCCAUGGAAACCAAAGACGACACAGCGACGGCGGCGGACUUCGGAGCAGCCCCGGAGGACCCGCUCUGGGCCGCUUCGGUAGCGAUGCCGCAGCACGUUCAGAUGUUCUCCUCUCACGCCGAGCAGUAUCCUGCUCCCGCGACCGCAGACGGCUCCUUCGAUCCUCAGGCGAUCACGGCGCAGGAGAUCAUAGCCGACUGCUUAAGCGUGCCGGUGAAGCUGGAGGCGGAGGGUUCCUCCGCGUGCAUGGAAGGCAUCACUCCAGAGUCUGCCCAGAGCGAACAGUUCAGACACGUUUCUCAUCCUCAGUACAGUCAGGACAAGUGCCUGCAGUCGGCUCUGCAGCAGGCCGGCCCGUCACCGGCGAUGCCACACGAACAGAGACCCGCGCUGAGUUUACACACCGAGGAUUACCGCCAUCAUAGGAACAUCCUGCGGGCGAAACGGCCAACGAAUGUGUGGCGAUCCAGUCACAAACUCUUCAUGUGCUCUGUGUGCAACAAGGGGUUCCUGCGCUUGUCUCAGCUGGAGGAGCACAAGGCCUCUCACCAGGCCGUCAAGCCUUUCAGGUGCCUCGAAUGUGGGAAGUCUUUCACCCAGAAGACCCGGCUGAAGACGCAUCAGAGCGUGCACACGGGGGAGAGGCCGUUCAGCUGCAAAAUCUGCGGCAAGAUGUUUUCCAGGCAGGACAACUGCUUGAGACACGAGCGGUUCCACAGCGGGACGAAGCCGUACAGCUGCAAGCAGUGCGGAAAAAGCUUCACCGUGCAGGGAAAUCUGAAAAUACAUCAGGAGAUUCACCUGCAGGGGUAUUGAAUCUCGAGUUACAGCUAAAGGAAUAAAAGGCUUCCAUACUUGUUGAGGAAAAUAUUGUUUGAUCUGGUUGCCCUGAAACUUGUAAGCAAAAGUUUGCAGGUUUGAUUCCUACUGUUGACGGGUCGUCACUGGGUCCUUGAGCAAAGCGUUCAUCACUCAGGUUACAUCAGGAAAGAGACCUUUGUCAUUUUUGGCUUAUUUUCCCCACAUUAAACACAGAUUUUAGGAUACCUCUCUAAAGUGGAAGUGGGUGACGCAUUAUUGUGAAUUCACACAGUAAUCUUCGAGGUUUUGAUCAUUUAAUGUAUAUGCUAUUGUGUUCUUAUUGCUUUCUAAAAAUAUAUUCUGUUUUGUUCCAGCUAGCUGCAGUCCACUUCCUGAUUAUUUCGUUACACUUACAAGUUAUUGUAUGUUGAUGGAGAAACAAUCUUGGUAUUUCCUUUUCUUUAUAUGGGAAACUAAUAAAUAUGCUCAUUAUUUGCAUCUUUGCACUUGU
Molecule: messenger RNA, 1837 nt
Organism: Salarias fasciatus (jewelled blenny)
Lineage: Eukaryota; Metazoa; Chordata; Actinopteri; Blenniiformes; Blenniidae
Product: zinc finger protein 571-like
Exons: 2
Coding region: 172-1341 (389 amino acids)
Biological process (GO): regulation of gene expression
Cellular component (GO): nucleus
Source: RefSeq, a predicted model, not a curated record